AAAUGAGAAAAAGGAAAAAAAAAAAAAAGGGUGGCAGAACUUGACAGCCACCUAACAUAUGGUCAAUGAUACGACAACUACGAGAUCUCUUUCUAUUCGCCAACGUCUUUUUGGCAUCCUUGAUCAACACUUCUACAGCACUUGGAUACAUCAUGGGAUGAUGGCGACGCCAAAUGACUUCACUCAAGACAUCCAACACCCGUCCUCCUCGUUCUACUUCUAAUCCUGCUAACUCCGGAAUUACCCAUUGUACAGCCAGAUUUAUAGAGCAGUCUAGAAGGCCCGAAACUGUCUCGUCAUUCCAAUGAUUAUCAUUUGCUGUGAUUCACUGGUUUAUAAUAGGCCUUUCUAAGGUCUUUCUUCUACCCUGAUGAUUCUGAAUAGUAUCUUCCGCAACUCGGUACGGCGACACUUCACAGGCACAAUCAUCGCCAAAUAGGUUUCCUGAACGGCCCAACCAAACUGACAAUGCGGAUCAGAACACAUUCCAAGCUUAUCAGGGAUUCCCCUUGGUUCUCACAUUGCUUGCCCCGUUCCUUUCGCUUAGUAUCUUGGGAGUAUACAACACGGUUGCUCACUUGCGUCCUUGCCAUUACCCGCAAAAUCCUUUCACGAACGUCUAAGAAUCACGUCCUGCCUCUCUGGACGGCCAAAACUCGGAAUCGCAGCCUUCCUCACCGUGGAUUGUAUGUACAUGAUGUACCCCUGCGUCAGUCCGUGUAUUCUCAGUGGAGUGAUCUCUGCUCCUGCACCAAGCCAUUUCGCCAAAAGCCGCCCUGUGGACAUAGAACAAAGCCGUCCUUAUGCUACCACUCCCUUUUCAACGAGCAGUCAUUAGGCUUUGACCAAGCGGGGUUAUGGACAUCCGGUGUGGCCGAAAAUUUCUUGUCCUCUUAUUACCUUGCGCCGCGAUUCUCUCAUACCAAACUGCCUUACAGUCUUGCUAACAUCGAGGACGAGAAUCAACAUUUCUGUCUCGGAACUUGAGUGACCAGGUGUAUUCAUUAACGCCCCUAUUUCACAACUGGUGGAUGGCAGCAUCCCUUGCCAUCCCAAUGCAAGAUUUCGCUCUUCCGUAUCCAAUCCCCAUAGCCUUUCCUCCAUGCUUUUGCUGAAGAUCAACGGACAUGUCCAUUUGAUGUUAACCGCAUUCACAUUUCGAGCCCAUGACCUAGGCUCGUAUAAAAUUGUAACCCCAUCUACAGCUUUGUCUUCCUAACGACUCUAAGUUUCAAGAUGCACCGCCCUCAAUUCGGAUAUACCCCGUCGAAUAGGCCAUACUCCUAAUAAUCCAAGUUCAGGGCGCCGCACGUAUAACGUAUACUUUGCACCAUGCCUAAUCCCGCCAGUCGUCUCCCGCUUUAUCUCCGUUGGCAGACUCAAUGGAGUUCCCAUGGUCAACCCCUCAUCCAGCACAUCUCACACGCUGAAGUUUACCACCUUCGCCCCCAUAGAUGAUCUGGACUGUAUAUUUACUGUAACUCAGGAUUGUACAAUGGAACUACAACUAUAUAUGUACCUACAUCCGCUCUGGUUCAGCGGCCUGGGAUAUACUCAUUCGCCUUCCCAUUUAUCUCGAGGUUUCCCAUUUCUCUACUACCCCUUGGCUCCUCAGUCCAGUCCUCUAAGCUCCUGUAUACCUUGCUCAUUUUACUUCCUCUUUAAUUGAAGAGCAGGCCAUUCAAUUCCUCCUGCAUUUGCUUGGACGUAAUUCCCAUUAGCGGAUCCCUUACGUUUGUUCUCAUCGUCGUUCACAAACUUGCCACCAUCCAAAUUCAAAGACAAUUGAAGGCCGGAUAUCAUCGGCCACUUCUCAACAUGUUGCCCGGUUGUGAUCCCGAGGGACUGCUACCCCCGACAUCGCUGAACGCGGACUUAGCUACGAUGGCCACUAAGUUAAUGGUGUGCCAGAACUUAACCGAAAUACUUGAGUCAUCCGCUCGUUACUGUAACGCACCUAUAGAAUUCCACCAUGCAGAUUUCACAAUCCCAUCCAAAGUUCUGACUACACGACAGCUCCGGUACCAAGCUCAUGAAAAUGCCCAACUCAUUCGUGAUGUCCACAAUGUUACGGAGGAUACCAUAGUGUUGAUCCAUUUCGAUAAUCAUGAGCAGAAUAUUAUAUGGCUCUGGUCUACUGUGAUAGGCGGCUAUCUGCCUGCAAUGUCACCGGCAUUUGUGAACGAUCUUGCUCAGCGGCGAAAACAUAUUUUGCACCUCAAUUCACUGUUCAAAGUGCCCCUUAUUCUUACGUCGGAUCGGUUAGUUCACGAGUUUCUGAAUAUCGACGGGCUUCACAUUGUCACUGUCGAACGCCUCGUAAACAAGCUACGCAGUGGCGUCAGCCGUGUUCCCAGGACAAACUUCGGCCACCAAAAGGAACCAGAGGAUGCGGCCAUCCUCAUGCUCACGUCGGGCAGCACUGGAAACGCAAAGGCAGCAGUUCUGAGGAACAAUCAGAUUAAAGCUGCUCUGGCGGGAAAGGUAGCUCAUCAUGGUACAGAAAAAGGUGAUGUUUUCCUAGGCUGGGUCGCCCUAGACCACGUUGCAUCACUUUGCCAAAUUCAUUUGCAUGCCCUUGCUCUGGGUGCCAGGCAGAUUUUCGUUGACAAAGCGGAUGUUGCAAACGACCCCCUGCGUUUCUUGAACCUCAUCCACAACCUUCGAGUCAGCGUGACUUUCGGUCCAAACUUCUUCUUGACAGCGUUGUCAAAUCUACUCGACAAAAUGCAGCCUUCUACGGCAAUAACCAGAGGCUGGGAUUUGUCAUGCUUGAAGGUGAUAUUUUCAGGAGGCGAAGCGAAUACCGUCCAGACUUGCAUCAGUGCCAUGGCACAUUUGGAAACAUUGGGUGCCAGGAAAAACGUUGUGAGCCCAGGAUUUGGGAUGACUGAAACCUGCGCAGGUUCAAUGCAUAACCUCUCCUGCCCAGAUUAUGAUAUCAAAAUGGGUUUAGAAUUUACCUCCGUGGGUCCAUGUAUUCCGGGCUUAGCUGCCAGGGUUGCUGGCGACAACGGUCUUGUCAUCAAAAGUCCCAAUGUUCCCGGUGCUCUGCAGAUCAAGGGCGAAUGUGUGCUUAAAGAAUAUUUUAACGACCCGUUUGCAACAUCUAUCAGCUUUACCAGAGACGGGUGGUUUAUUACAGGAGAUACGGCUCUCAUCGAUGAUGCUGGCUAUGUACGCCUCUGCGGUCGAACAAAGGAUCUCAUAAUAGUAAACGGGGUUAAUUACUAUCCCCACGAGCUUGAACGUGCUAUUGAAGAAGCUAAACUUCCUGGAUUGACCCCUACGUAUACAGUCGUGUUCUCUCAUCGUCCCGACGGGGCUUCUACUGAAAGGGUCGUGGUAGUGUUCUCCCCGGCUCAUGGUUAUACGAAUGCCGCAAGUCUCACAGUGUCAUUCGAUGCGAUCUCAAAGAUCACAGCCAGGCUAUUCGGGGUAAGUCCGUACCAAAUAGUACCGGUUGCCGCAACCUUAAUCCCAAAGUCGACGCUUGGAAAGAUCUCAUCGCCGAAAAUCGCGGCAGAAUAUCGCGCCGGGGGAUACGAUACUUAUUAUGCGGAGGCAGCAGAAGCCAUUAAAUUAUAUCGCCAAACCAAUCUAAGGAGGCCUGAAAGUGAAACUCAGAAGUCAAUCGCUGAUUUAUUCGCGGAGAUGUUCCACACCCCAUCUUCUGAAAUUGGAAUUGACACCAGCCUCCUAGAUAUGGGAGUUUCUUCCAUUGAACUUUUCGCCUUUAAAUCAAACGUACACAGGAUUCUCUGUCUGGAUCAGGAAAUCCCAUUGAUAUCUGUGUUAAUGGACCCUACAAUCCAUGGCAUUGCAACGGCGAUACAAGAAAUGCAGCAACCAAAACAGUAUAAUCCCGUUGUUAAGCUCCAUGCAUCUGGCGAAAAGCCGCCUCUUUGGCUUGUACAUCCCGGUGUUGGCGAGGUCUUAGUUUUCUUGAACCUCGCCAAGUAUAUCAAUGACCGCCCGCUAUAUGCACUUCGCGCUCGAGGAUUUGAAGAAGGGGAGGAGUUUUUCAAAGACCUCCCUGAAAUAUUUACAACGUACUUUCAACACAUCAAAACUACUCAGCCUCUUGGACCAUAUGCAAUCGCGGGAUAUUCUUUUGGCGCCAUGAUUGCCUUCGAAGUCGCGAAACUCCUCGAAGCCGAUGGCGAUGAGGUCAGGUUCUUAGGCUCUUUCAAUCUACCACCACAUAUCAAAGACCGCAUGCGCCAGCUCGACUGGGUGGAAGCUGGCAUCAACCUCUCGUACUUCUUAGAUCUAAUAUCAGAGGAGUAUGCCCACGAAAUAUCGCCUAAAUUACAUGAGCUCUCUAACGAUGAUGCCCUCGAUCACCUUAUGUCCCAUGCUUCCCAGGGCCGCCUAGCGGAGCUCUCUCUAACUAAAAGUAAACUGAAAACUUGGAUUACGCUUGCCCACAAGAUGCAGGAAGCCGCAUUAGAGUACGAACCUUCUGGGUCAGCGGCAAGCAUUGACGUAUUUCACGCGAUACCCCUGAAGCAAGUCGCAGUGAACGGAACCGAUUGGAUCGAGAAUAAAUUGAGCAAAUGGGCAGAUUUCUCGCGGGAGCCGCCCCGAAUGCAUCAUGUGGACGGUGCGCACUAUACAAUGAUGUCGCCAGAGCAUGUCUUUACGUUUCAAAAAACUCUUCAAAAGGCUCUGCGCGAACGUGGACUUUGAGAUAUGCUGCCGAUGCAUGAAUGACAGGGGCCAUUCCUACAGAUGGUCACUGUUAAUAAACACGAAGUCUGACAGCAUUCUUCUGCCUAUACUUUGGGACACACCGCCCCUGUCUAUGUUUAGCUUUUCUUUCUUCUCGUGAAUAUAUUUAUGUUUUUAUGUAUCUUCAGUGGUUGAUGAUUAAUCGACUAAAUCUGAUAUUUGUUUCUGGCUUCAAGCAUCUAUUCAUCCCCACCGCCCAGAUUCCCCUAUUCCUCACCAGCCAAUCUUCUCAUGUUCCUCUCCUUUUCCGUAAUUUACUCUUCUAAUGUUCAAUGCAUAUGCCUUCUUAUUGAACUUAUUAUUCACUGAGACAUCAAAUUGUUUACUGGGCAAGUGGAAGCAUUGAAAUGGCGGACAGGAGGGUCUCUCCUACAUCCCUCGGAGGCCUCGCUUUUUAAAUCUGUCAUUUAAUAUAAUUGGCUACUCUUUGAUAAUGUCGAUCCUUCACAAUCAGCCUAAUUGACUCCCAGCUCUCCCUAUUUCCUUUGUCCACGAUCCUGAGGUCAGAAUCUAAUUUUUAUUCACUUUCAUUCAUCUUUUACUCUAAUGGGUAACUUAACAUACUUGUUAACAAGCCAGAUAGCUACUCAAAUCACAUUCACAACGACUAUCAGCAAAUAGCCAGAAUGCAUGAAGAUAUCAUACCGAAGUAAGAAUAAAUUCUUAAUUUAGCAAAGGGAAUCUCGCGACAUUCAACAGGAAAAGGAGAUAAUGGUCGCCAAUGCCAAAUAAGGUCCAGGAGAAUAUAUUUCUUCCUUUAGUUAGAAUGCUAUAUCACCAAUGUCUCACAGUAACCAACACUUUUUCCUUCGAAGGAACAUUCUCUCCGCUCUCAAGCUGCGGUGUGCUACGAUCCAAUCUAUGGAGCAAGCGCCAAACAACCUUCUGAUUCAAGCCCUCGCGC
Molecule: messenger RNA, 5638 nt
Organism: Blastomyces gilchristii SLH14081
Lineage: Eukaryota; Fungi; Ascomycota; Eurotiomycetes; Onygenales; Ajellomycetaceae
Product: TdiA protein
Exons: 1
Coding region: 1819-4692 (957 amino acids)
Biological process (GO): biosynthetic process; secondary metabolic process
Molecular function (GO): CoA-ligase activity
Source: RefSeq, a predicted model, not a curated record